CAAAGGGCAAGAAAUCGGGGAGAGAGAAUUGUGGAUUGUUCCUCUCCAGCUUUAGCCCUCAGCAUUUCUGAGUUCCGAGUCCUGGACGCUGCGACUCCUCAACGGCUUCUUCCACAGUCGCUUGCUUGCCUGAAUCUAACUAUUUUCAAAAACAAUUGAAAAUUAAAUAAAUCGUUCGCAUUUUAUUUUCUUCCUUUUUCUCCCACGCAAGCCCUAAUCGCCAUGGGAGAAUCUGAACCUUCUUUUCGGAUAUCCGUUCACCAGGCUCUCGGCGGUGGUCUAGUUGCGGACGUUUUGCUUUGGAAGAAUUGGUGCGGAGGGGUUAUGGUUCUGGUUUCGUCAACGGCAAUGUGGUACCUAUUUGAGCGCGCCGGAUAUAAUCUCUUGUCUUUUGUGUCCAAUGUUCUAUUGCUACUGGUCGUGAUUCUCUUUUUCUGGGCCAAAGCUGCUUCCCUUCUCAAUAGACCUCUCCCUCCUCUUCCUGAUAUGGAAAUCUCUGAGGAGUCUGUUGCUAAGGCUGCAGAUGAACUGCAAAUCUGGAUCAAUCGGGCUUUGUCAAUUGCACAUGAAAUAGCAAUUGAGAGAAAUUUGAUACUUUGCCUUCAGAUUACAGCUGCAUUGUUGCUUAUCUCCUUUUUUGGUAGUCUGUUCAACUUUCUGACUCUAGUCUAUACCUGCGUUCUUCUUAGCUUGUCAGUUCCUGUGUUGUAUGACAAGUACCAGGACCAUAUUGAUGACAAGUUGUAUAUGAUACAUAGGAAAAUUCAGAUUCAGUGUGGAAAAUUAGACGGCAGUGUUCUACGCAAGAUUUUUAUACCUUCAAACAAGUUAAAGAAGAUGGAGUAGGGUGCAAGUGGAUCCCUGAGCCUAGCUAGGGGGUGUAGAAAUGGAUGCUCAAGAUAUCAAGUACUAUAGAUUGUCCUUUUGCUGGGAUGUUGCUGUUUAUAUUCAUGGUUAGAUGGUGUGUUAGUUCUUCAGAAGCAGGAGUUGACGAGUAGCUUUAUAAUAGGUGAUGAUUCUUUGUCUGACCGCUUAUGUUUCCCUGCCGAGAUCCUUUUUGUUUUUUUUUUUUUUUCAAAUGAAUUUUGACACUGGGCUUAUCCUUAGAACUGUGACAUGCAUGGCUUUGGCUAAAAAAACUAGAGCUUGCUUGGCUUGGAUAUGUGAUAUAUUCUUACU
Molecule: messenger RNA, 1179 nt
Organism: Prosopis cineraria
Lineage: Eukaryota; Viridiplantae; Streptophyta; Magnoliopsida; Fabales; Fabaceae
Product: reticulon-like protein B11
Exons: 6
Coding region: 223-846 (207 amino acids)
Source: RefSeq, a predicted model, not a curated record